Molecule: messenger RNA, 531 nt
Organism: Trichomonas vaginalis G3
Lineage: Eukaryota; Parabasalia; Trichomonadida; Trichomonadidae
Product: phage tail repeat-like family
Exons: 1
Coding region: 1-531 (176 amino acids)
Source: RefSeq, a predicted model, not a curated record
AUGAAGGAUGAAUAUAAUAUUAAAUUCACUGCUCAAGAUUUAUAUGACAAGAAGGCUGACAAAACAGAGCUUCAAACAUUAAAGACUGAAAUACUUCAAACAUUAUAUCCUGCAGGCUCUAUUUAUACGUCAAUGAACUCAAUAAAUCCAGCAACAGUUCUGGGUUUCGGUACGUGGGAGCAGAUUGUAGAUAAAUUCUUAUACUGUGCGAACUCUUCAAAGCAAACAGGUGGUUCGAAGAAAAUUAAAGAAGCAAACCUUCCACCGCACACUCAUACAGGAACUACAAACACAACAGGUAGUCAUUCACAUUCAAUAACAAAAAGAGGUUAUACAAAUCUUGCAGCAGGUUCGGAUAGACAGGGAAUGCAUAGAUAUGAUAUUUCAAGUGACCCAGUAGAUUCAAGCACAGGUAUUUUCUGUGGAACCACAGGAAAUCAUUCACACACUUUCACAACAAAUCCAACAGGCUCGGGUGAAGAUUAUAUGCCACCAUUUGUGACUAUAUUCGCAUGGUACCGCGUUCAAUGA